This is a messenger RNA of Meleagris gallopavo (turkey), 524 nucleotides long. NCBI's taxonomy places the organism in Eukaryota, Metazoa, Chordata, Aves, Galliformes, Phasianidae. The record is from RefSeq and is a predicted model, not a curated record.
GCUUGGGUAAUUUCUUUUUCAUGUUCUGUACUGGUGUUCAGUAGAUUCCAGGGGAAACUUCUGCCUCAGUUCAUUUUCAGACUUUAUUUUAGCCAUACCUUUCUGUAGUGAUUGCUUUGCUUCAUCCAUCACCAAAUGAGUACUAACUGUGGCUUUUUUAGAUUCCAGAAUUUGACAACUUAUACUUGGACAUGAAUGGCAUUAUACACCAGUGUUCACAUCCAAAUGAUGAUGAUGUUCACUUCAGAAUCUCAGAAGAUAAGAUUUUUGCUGACAUUUUUCACUACUUAGAAGUACUGUUUCGCAUUAUUAAGCCAAGGAAAGUUUUCUUCAUGGCAGUUGAUGGUGUAGCCCCAAGAGCAAAAAUGAAUCAGCAACGUGGCAGACGGUUUAGAUCAGCAAAAGAGGCAGAGGACAAAAUAAAAAAGGCAUUAGAAAAGGGAGAAAUUCUUCCUACGGAAGCCAGGUUUGACUCCAACUGUAUUACACCGGGUAAGAUAAUUUGCUAAUUAUUUUAAAUUAAA